This is a messenger RNA of Enhydra lutris kenyoni (northern sea otter), 2287 nucleotides long. RefSeq names its product KRI1 homolog. NCBI's taxonomy places the organism in Eukaryota, Metazoa, Chordata, Mammalia, Carnivora, Mustelidae. Gene Ontology annotation, biological process: endonucleolytic cleavage in ITS1 to separate SSU-rRNA from 5.8S rRNA and LSU-rRNA from tricistronic rRNA transcript (SSU-rRNA, 5.8S rRNA, LSU-rRNA). The record is from RefSeq and is a predicted model, not a curated record. The transcript is spliced from 19 exons. Gene Ontology annotation, cellular component: 90S preribosome; nucleolus. Bases 13 to 2130 code for a protein of 705 amino acids.
CGCAGAGCCGCCAUGCCGGAAUCGCGAGGGUCGUCGCCUCUGCGGGUCAACGCGGCGUUUGCCGCGCGGUACGGCCGCUACCGGGAGCGCGAGGAGCUGCAGCGGCUUAAAGAUCGCUACGGGGACCGGGACAGCGGCGGCGACUCCAGCUCCGAGUCUGACUCUAGCGACGAGCGCGUGGAAUUUGACCCCCAGCAAGAGCGUGACUUUUACACAACUCUCUCCUUGUUGAAGAAGAAGGACCCCCGCAUUUAUCAGAAGGAUGCCACCUUCUAUCAGAAAACAGCGGUAUCGUCCUCAGAGAGCGAGGAUGCUGAGGAAGCUGAAAAGAAGCAAAAGAAGAUGCGUCCUAUGUACCUGAAGGACUACGAAAGGAAGGUUAUCUUGGAGAAAGAAGGCAAAUAUGUCGACGAGGAAAAUUCAGACGCAGAGAGCUCUGACCAGAGAUUCCCGCAGAUCUCGUCGCAGAGUUACGUAGAGGAACAGAAACAGCUCAAGGAAAGCUUCCGGGCAUUCGUGGAGGACAGCGAUGAUGAGGACAGUGCCGGGGAAGGUGGCUCCGGGUUGCUACAGAAACGUGCUCAAACCAAAGAGGAGAAGGCCCAGGAGGAUGCAGACUAUGUGGAGUGGCUGAAGGGGCAGAAGGAGAUUGACAACCCUGACACCCUGAAGGAACUGACCCACCUCAAGGAAUACUGGAGCAACCCAGAGCUGGAUGAAGGAGAGCGGUUCCUGCGGGAUUAUAUCCUCAACAAACGCUACGAGGAGGAGGAAGACGAGGAAGAGGAAGAGGAGGCAGAAGAGGAGGAAGGGGGCUUCAGCCUCCCCGUCCAGUUAGCCGUGGACGAUUCCUCAGACGAGGGGGAGCUGUUUCUGAAGAAGCAGGAGGACUUCGAGCACAAGUACAACUUCCGCUUUGAGGAGCCGGACUCGGCCUUGGUCAAGACCUACCCUCGAAGCAUUGCGUCCUCCGUGCGCCGCAAGGAUGAGCGCAGGAAGGAGAAGAGAGAGGAGACGCGGGAGCGGAAGAGGAGGGAGAAAACGAAGAAGCAGGAAGAACUCAAGCAGCUGAAGAACCUGAAAAGGAAAGAGAUUCUAGCCAAGCUAGAGAGGCUGCGGCAGGUCACAGGCAACGAAACCCUGGGGUUUGAGGAGCGGGACCUUGAGGACGACUUUGACCCCACCCGCCAUGACCAGCUCAUGCAGAGAUGUUUUGGGGACGAGUACUAUGGCACUGUGGAGCAGGAGAAGCCGCAGUUUGAGGAGGAGGAAGGGCUUGAAGAUGACUGGAACUGGGACACAUGGGCUGGGACUGAGCAGGCUGGAGGUUGGGACCAGGAGCUGCACUGCGAGGACCCUGACUUCAAUAUGGACGCUGACUACGACCCCAGCCAGCCGCGGAAGAAGCUGCGCGAGGCCCCCCAGACGGGCAAGAAGAAGCGGAAGUCCCCCUUUGCUGCAGCCGUGGGGCAGGAGAAGCCAGUGUUUGAGCCUGGCAACAAGACGUUCGAGGAGUACCUGGACGAGUAUUACCGGCUGGACUACGAGGACAUCAUUGACGACCUGCCCUGUCGCUUUAAGUACCGCACCGUGGUUCCCUGCGACUUUGGGCUGAGCACUGAGGAGAUCCUCGCUGCCGAUGACAAGGAGCUGAACCGGUGGUGCUCCCUGAAGAAAACCUGCAUGUACAGGUCAGAGCAGGAGGAGCUGCAGGACAAGCGGGCGUACAGCCAGAAGGCCCAGAACUUAUGGAAAAAGAGGCAGAUCUUCAAGUCACUUUGCCCAGAGGAGAUGGAGACACUUUCGGAAGCCACAGGAAAGCCACAGAGAGACAAAGAUGGCCCGCAGGGACAGCUGCUGGCACCUGAUGGGGCUAGCAGGAAGCAGGCCCAGCCCGGGAGCCCCCCAGCACAGGAAGAAGCAGGCCCCGUGUCACACACACAGAAGCCAGUGCCCCAGAGGCGGAGGAGGGGCAAGAAGGCACGUCUCCUGGGCCCCACCGUGACACUCGGUGGGCGGGAGUUCAGCCGCCAGAGACUGCAGGCCUUUGGGCUCAACGCCAAACGGCUGCACUUCCGCCAGCUGGGCCGGCAACGGAGGAAGCCCCAGGGUCCCAAGAGCGGCCCUUGAGCUCUAGGAAGCAGCCAGAGGCUCUGGGGUCCCUCCCUUCCAGUCAGCUCCUGGAUGCGUCUCCCUCACGGACUGUGUGGACCAUGUGUCCGCCCGUGGGCAGAGAAGUCUUGCUGUCUCACAGAUCUGGAAGCCGGGGCCUAACUAACAAGCUUCC